Messenger RNA from Monosiga brevicollis MX1, 1458 nucleotides. RefSeq lists its product as uncharacterized. Lineage: Eukaryota; Choanoflagellata; Craspedida; Salpingoecidae. Gene Ontology annotation, molecular function: ubiquitin-like modifier activating enzyme activity; tRNA threonylcarbamoyladenosine dehydratase activity. Gene Ontology annotation, biological process: cyclic threonylcarbamoyladenosine biosynthetic process. The record is from RefSeq and is a predicted model, not a curated record. Gene Ontology annotation, cellular component: mitochondrial outer membrane. The coding region runs from base 1 to 1458 and encodes 485 amino acids. The transcript has 3 exons.
AUGGCCAAUAGCGGAUGGGGUCCUGGGCCCGUUGUGGCGGGGGCGGCAGCGGGGGCGGCGGCUGUGGGCCUGGCUUGGUAUGUUUGGGGCUGCUCGCCAAAGGGUGAGGCACAGGUUGCGCAGAAUCAGGCGCCUCAAAGUGCAGGCGCGCGCGUGGCUGCUGAAGAGGCGCUGCGCUUUCGACGUGCUCAAGUCACCGGCGAUGACCCCGAGCUGCUUGAGGAGCAGCUUUCCCGCAACAAGCUGUAUUUUGGCGAAGCUGGGCAGACGGCCUUGAGUGAGGCCUUUAUUGUUGUGGUGGGCCUGGGUGGGGUCGGCUCCCAUGCGGCACACAUGCUGGCGCGCGCCGGCGUUGGCCGUUUGCGCCUGGUGGACUUUGACAACCUGACGCUCUCGUCCCUGAAUCGGCACGCCGUGGGCACCCGCGACGACGUGGGACGCCCAAAAGUGCAAGUUUGUGCGGAUCAUUUUCACGACGUCAUGCCCGGCUGUCAGAUCGAGGCGCUAGACCUGAUGUUCACCUCUGACGUGGCCGAACGUGCGCUGGGCGGCCGCCCCACCUAUGUCAUUGAUGCCAUUGACGACAUCAACACCAAAACUGACCUGAUUCUCGCCUGCUUUGAGCGCGGCUUGCCCGUCAUCAGUGCUCUGGGAGCUGGCGCCAAAGCAGAUCCCAGCCGUGUCGUCUUUGGUGACAUCACUGACCCUGUGAACGACCCCAUGGCUGCCAAACUGCGCUAUUUCCUCCGUCAGCGCCUCCACGCCGUGGACCGUUCCGAUGCCGAGAACGCCAAGCGACUAGAGCAGUGCAUUGACGCCUUUAAGGUGGUGUAUUCAUACGAAGCACCUCAGGCCAAGUUGGCGGCCUUGACGGCGGAGCAGCGUAGUAAUCCCGAGGCGUUUGGUGCCGUGGCCAACAUGCGCCUGCGUGUGUUGCCAGUGUUGGGUACCAUGCCCGCCAUUAUUGGUAUGAGCGCGGCGGCCUUUGUCAUGACCCAAGUGGCUCAAAAGCCCUUUGACCCUCGCAAGCUGGAGCCAAUCUCCCAGAAGUUUGCCCACAAGCUGCACACACACCUUUGCCGUCGUGAAGAAAAGGAGUUUGGCAACCAGGCCGACGUGGGUUCGCCGAUUGCUGACCAGCUGGAGGUCAUGUAUGUGCUCAACGACGUGUGGCGCCAGCGCAGCUGUUAUCAAAUGUAUGAGCGCACACGGGCCAGUACCCGCAACUUGGUGUUGACUCGUUUUGACCGUAGCAAGCCGGCCCUGGCCUACAACCUCUUGCUGCUCACGGACACCGAGGCCAAGUGGCACGAUGCGGCAACUGCCGCGACGGGUAGCGUGCCGGCGCUCCUCCUCGAUGGCAGCGUGCACGAGUCAAGCAAGCACCAACCGAGCCUGCGAGCCUUGCGUCAGAUUCAGGCCGUUCUGGCUGAUCUCGAGAGCCAGUUGGCCGUCUAG